AUGACAGAAAUACAUAAAAUAUCAUAUGAAAAUUUAACAAGUUGGGACAAGAUCACACCAUUUAGUAAUAGUGAAAAUGAUGAAGAUGAUAUCAUAAGUAAUAAUAGUAGUAGUAAUAAUAGUAGUGAUGAAGCAGCUAUUAUUGAAAAGUUGACAAUCGGAGAACAAUUUGGUAACAAUCAAUAUUUGAUCAAUGGAAAGGAUACGAGUGGUUUGUAUAACACCGAUUCAAUUGGAAAGAUGGACAAGGUUGUACACGAGACGGCGCCAUUUCCCAUCGACCACAUGAUCAAUGAAAAGAUUAUAUUUUGGAUUGGAGAUGUCUGGCGACUCGAUACCGAUGCUAUCAUCUAUCCAAACAAUACACAUUUAUCGGAUCGUGAUGGUAUCUGUGGUCCCAUCUUUUACUAUGGUGGUCGAGAGAUUAUCAAUGAUAUCAAAUUGCAGAAUGGGUCAGAGUGUCGUAUUGGGGAGUCGAUCGUGACUGGUGCUGGAAAGCUACCUGCUCGUUUUGUCAUCCAUUCCAAUUGUCCAACCUUUAAUCCCAAGUAUUUGACGGCUGCAGAGAAUGCACUAAACUCUUGCUACCGCUCGUCUUUGGAAAUUGCCACUGAACACAAUCUCAAGACGCUUGGCUUGGCAUGCAUACACAAUGACACCAAACAUUUCCCACCUGUUCUUGGUGCACACAUUGCUCUGCGUACCAUCCGUCGUUACCUCGAACGAUAUGGUCAGAAAAUCGACAAGAUUGUUUUGUCGCUUGUAAAUAUCAUAGACAUUGAGAUCUACAAAAAGAUCCUACCAAUGUACUUUCCUCGUACCACUGACGAACUAGAAUUCCAACAAAGAAAUCUUCCCAAAGAACAUGGUGACAAGAAUGGAGAAUUGGUUUCAGAAGAUAGAAAAAUUAGAAUCAAAUCACUUUUUAGAAAUUUCGAUGAUGAUUACAUUGAACAAGAAGAUGAAAUUAAUGAUUUUAAUCCAUUUUCAAAUAAUAACAAUAAUAAUAAUAAUUAUGGUAGUAGUGAUGAAAGUAGUGAUGAUAGUUUUAUUUCAAAAAAAGAUGAUCCAGAUGUUUUAAAAAAGAAAAAAAAAGUUAUAGUAGAAGAAAUUGAUAAUCCAAUUCAAUCAAGAUUUAAAUAUUAUUUAAAUUUAUCAAAAUCUGAUGAUUUUUCAACUUUGGAAAAUUCAAACUUUAUGUUUAAAACAAUGGAUUCAACAACAGGUAGACCCAUUAUAGUUAUUAUUGGAUCAAAUUUGGAAAAGAAAGAUAUUCAUCUAGAUCUCAUACACGCCUACUUUAUCAAAACACUAGAAACUUUAUACAAUGCAAGCACCGCUUCUUAUCAACCAUUUUCAAUUAUUUAUUUCCAUUCUGGAACUUCAAAAAGACCAUUACCUGAAAUCAUUUGGUUCAAAACUGUUUUGGAAAUUUUUGAAUAUAGAUAUUCAAAAUAUUUAACAACAUUUAAUGUUGUUCAUCCAUCAUUCUUUUUAAAGGCCUCCUUUUUAGUUUUAAAGGCAUUUUCUAUUGAUGUGAUGGAUAAAUUAGUCUAUCAUGAUAAUCUAAACAACCUAAAAUCAACAGUUUCUAAAUUAAAUCUUCCAAAAGCAAUCUUUGCAUCUGAAAUCAAACGUAAUGAUAUAUCAGAUUAUGCUUUUGUUCAAGAAGAUGAUAAUUGGAUUGUUGUAAAUUAA
Messenger RNA from Cavenderia fasciculata, 1698 nucleotides. RefSeq names its product ganglioside induced differentiation associated protein 2 (gene gdap2). The coding region runs from base 1 to 1698 and encodes 565 amino acids. The transcript is spliced from 3 exons. Lineage: Eukaryota; Evosea; Eumycetozoa; Acytosteliales; Cavenderiaceae. The record is from RefSeq and is a predicted model, not a curated record.